Molecule: messenger RNA, 1407 nt
Organism: Naegleria fowleri
Lineage: Eukaryota; Heterolobosea; Eutetramitea; Acrasida; Naegleriidae
Exons: 3
Coding region: 1-1407 (468 amino acids)
Biological process (GO): intracellular signal transduction
Source: RefSeq, a predicted model, not a curated record
AUGAAACAACUUUCGGAUCAAGAGCUCUUGCUCUAUUUUACUAAAUUCAAACGAGAAAUUAAACCCAAAGAUCAUACAUGCCUCUUUACUACUUACAAGGAUUGCUUUAGUGGUAAAGAGGCUAUCCGCACCUUGAGUUCACUAUUUAAUUUGAAUACCAGUGAUGCAAUCUCUUUGGGUAAUCAAAUGAUUUCGAAAAAACUCUUCAUUCAUAUCAUUCACGAAUCUUCCGAACUAUUGGACAAGAAGAAGGAGUUUUAUAGGUUCACAAAUUUCAGACGAUGCUCCAAGAGACUCAGCAUUUUGGAUAUGUCUCAAUUUACAUCUAAUUUGGAUGAAAAUUAUAGAAAGCUCAUUGAAGAAGAACGAAAGAAAAACGAAAGAAUUGGAGACAUUCGAAUUUUACUGGAUGAUGUCUAUCAGGAUCCAUACGGAGGAUAUAACAGCAACCAAAUGUCCUCCUCUCUGCGAGGAAAAUCAUCAAACAUCUCCACAGACGACUAUGAUUCCUCUAGCCCUAGUUCUGAUAAUGCAUCUUCACCCUUGGCAUCACUCGCAAAGAAACUCAGCUUACCACUGAGGAUGAAGAAGAGUCCUUCAAUUCCUACUUCUCUGACUAUGUCAUCAUCACCACCGUUGUUGAGCAAUUCGUUGGAGAGUCACAUGUCAACACCUUGGAAGAAGUCUCCACGAGGUGGUGGUGGCAAUGGAUUCUUCACCACAAGCAUCAGUUGUGGCAAAAGUUCCGAAGCAACGCAUAAAAAAUCUUCAAGCGCUGAAGAUUUAUUCUUGCGACCCAUUAGGCUCAAUGAAUAUAUUGAACCGACUGCUCUGAUACGAUCGGCCAGUUUCUUGAAAUCAACAGAAACAAAUACUGACACCAUAACACACGAUGGGAGAAAGAAUACCUCACCGUCGUGUAAGGUGAGUCGCUCUCCUUCUGCUCAUGAUUUGGAAUUGAAAAUUAAUUUAGAAGAUGUGGAUAUUUAUAUGGAACGUUUUACGAACAUUGAUGAUGUGUUGAAGCAUCCAAAAGCUUGUAAUAUUCUGACCCAAUUUGCUGUCGAUGAGUAUGCUGAGGAGUCUAUUUUUUUUUGCAAGGAAUGGAAAGCGUAUCGAAAAGAAUCUCGCAUUAGCAAGAAAGUAGAAAUGGCUGUUAAUAUUUUCAAUUUAUAUGUGAAUCCUGAAGGUCCUCUUGCCCUUAAUAUUAAUAAGAAAUUAAUUGAUGAAUGCAGAAAGAAAUAUUUAAAUGGAGAUGACGAUUGUUUUGAUGACAUUGGCAAAGAGGUGAAACAACUUUUAACAAACUUAUUUGAAAGGUUAAAGUUACGUCUUCAAAAGCAGAAACACCAAGAGCUUAAUCUCCUCAAUAGUAAGAAUUUGAGCAGCACCGAUCUUGUAGUAUAG